UCCGUCCUCUUCGCCCGAUUACAGCAUCUGAGGAAUUCUCCACACUGGGAGAUUGGAGCUUUUGCUUUCGCUACCCGCAAAAGAGUCCACUCCUCAGAAGACAGAGACGGGUUGCUUAACAGAGCCAGAGAGGGCUGCCGUGCGUCCUGGUGAUGAGGUUGGUGGCGCACAGCCGACACAGCAUUAAAGGAAUCCCUCUGUAUCUGAAGAAACCGCCCCAGUAAGGGACAAGAACGGGGGGGAGCUGCAGGAACUGGUGUCGGCUCGGACGCUAUCAUUUCGGCUAGGAUGCAUCUCUUCAGUGCUAUGUUUCUACUUGUGAUGUUAGCUGUCAUGCCCUGUGAGGCUCUGUACCCGAGCCCAGAGGAGGGCUGGCAGAUCUACAGCUCGGCGCAGGACGCAGAUGGGAAGUGUAUCUGUACUGUGGUCGCACCAGCCCAGAACAUGUGUAACCGCGACCCACGCAGCAGGCAGCUUCGCCAGCUCAUGGAGAAGGUUCAGAACAUUAGCCAGUCAAUGGAGGUGCUGGACCUGCGAACAUACAGAGAUCUCCAGUAUGUAAGGAACACAGAGAGCCUAAUGAAAGUGGUGGAUGGAAAGCUGAAGGUGGCCUCUGAAAAUCCCCGCAGUCUCAAUCCAAAGGGCUUUCAGGAGUUGAAAGACAAGGUGACCCAGCUGCUCCCCCUACUGCCAGUGCUUGAACAAUACAAGGCGGAUGCCAAGAUGAUCCUCCGUCUUCGGGAGGAGGUGAGGAAUCUGUCCUUGGUGCUGAUGGCCAUCCAGGAAGAGAUGGGGGCCUAUGAUUAUGAAGAGCUGCGCCAGAGAGUACUGCUGCUGGAGACCAGGCUGCACUCCUGCAUGCAGAAACUAGGCUGUGGGAAGUUGACUGGUGUCAGUAAUCCCAUCACAGUUCGUGCAUCAGGGUCAAGGUUCGGCUCGUGGAUGACAGACACCAUGAUCCCCAGCUCAGACAACAGAGUGUGGUCCAUGGAUGGUUACUUCAAGGGGCGGCGUGUCCUGGAAUACCGCACAAUGAAUGAUUUCAUGAAGGGCCAGAACUUUGUGCAGCAUUUGCUGCCUCACCCCUGGGCAGGCACUGGCCACGUGGUCUACAACGGCUCACUGUACUACAACAAGUACCAGAGCAACAUCAUCAUCAAAUACCACUUCCGUUCUCGAAGCGUGCUGGUGCAGCGCAGCCUGAGUGGGGCCGGCUAUAACAAUACCUUCCCGUACUCCUGGGGUGGCUCCUCUGACAUCGACCUCAUGGCGGAUGAGAAUGGCCUGUGGGCCGUUUACACCACCAUUCCCAAUGCUGGGAACAUUGUCAUCAGCCGCCUGGAGCCUCAGAGUCUGGAAGUGCUGCAGACUUGGGACACAGGCUUUCCCAAGCGUAGUGCUGGAGAGUCUUUCAUGAUCUGUGGUACACUUUACGUCACCAACUCGCACCUGGCUGGUGCCAAAAUCUACUUUGCCUACUACACCAACACGUCAAGCUACGAGUACACAGACAUCCCCUUCCACAAUCAAUACUCCCAUAUCUCCAUGAUGGACUACAAUCCCAGGGAGAGGGUCCUGUACACCUGGAACAAUGGACACCAGGUGCUGUACAAUGUCACACUGUUCCAGGUUAUUAAGACUUCUGGGGACUGAGAGCCCUCAGACUGACCCGCUCAAAUAAUGCUGUGAUCAU
Molecule: messenger RNA, 1693 nt
Organism: Chelmon rostratus (copperband butterflyfish)
Lineage: Eukaryota; Metazoa; Chordata; Actinopteri; Chaetodontiformes; Chaetodontidae
Gene: olfm2a
Product: olfactomedin 2a
Exons: 6
Coding region: 289-1653 (454 amino acids)
Biological process (GO): signal transduction
Source: RefSeq, a predicted model, not a curated record